Messenger RNA from Strongylus vulgaris, 423 nucleotides. The record is from the annotation of a GenBank genome assembly. Lineage: Eukaryota; Metazoa; Nematoda; Chromadorea; Rhabditida; Strongylidae.
AUGACCCCUAGCGGAACUGCUAUACCAUCCAUGUACGCGGAUGCUUGUGGGAUAACUUACAACCCUGUGCUAGCUACUACUGUGUCAUCUAGCAUCCAUCCCGAAAUUAGCUAUGAUACGAAUUCGAAGGAUCCCGUGAUGGUUAGAUCCCGCGUCUUCAUAGGACGUUUGACUAGUGCUCCAGUAACGCGUGACGAUUUGAUUAUACUUUUCAAGCCUUUCGGUAAUAUCCUCGCUCUGAAUCACUUCAAGCAAGGUUUUGGGUUUGUGCAGUUUUCUCAGCCGGCUGAGGCUGAUGCGGCUGUUAAUGGAUUGAACGGGAAGAAGUGGAUGGGUGUCAUCAUAGGUCAGUUCAUCUUUUAUUUCAAUAAUUGGAAUUUAUUGCAUCAAUGCUUUGCGACCGUCCUAUGCGCACCAGUGUGA